UAAUCCCAGACCCAAGCAAACGAUCCCUAACAUGACAGAGUCGGUUAUUGUUAGGAACAGGAGUGUCAGUUUAUAAGCUCCCUCCCACAGUACGGAAACAUCAAUCCAAAUGUUUGGAAUUUCGUCAUAACAAGACUCAACAGUUGUACUCCCGGGAAAUUAAGCAAUGGGUAGGAGGAAAUCUAAGCCAAAUCGUUCAGUAGGAAUUUUGGAAGGAGAAGUUCCUAAGGGGAAAUUAAACAGCAAAACUGAUGCUGGAACUGCGGAAAAGGAUGAGUCUUUUGUAGUUGAUGUGCCAUUUUUUGUUGAAAUUGAUCGGUCUAAUUGGUUAUCGGAUGAACAUAUGGAUAUUUCUGAAAUUGUUUUAUCAGACUUGAAUGUUAGUGACGAGUUUUGUCGUUAUAUAUUGGAUGAGGAGUUCUACCGGGAUUCAAGGUAUUUAUUGAGGUUUAGGGUGAGUAAUGUUAAUGAGUAUCUUACUAGGAUAAAGUUAGGUCACUGGCCUGUAUUAUCUGCUAGUAGUAUGUGUCUGGAAAUUGUAGCUAAACAGGAGAAGGAGGGUUUGGAGGAAACUGUUGUGUUGGUGGUGGGGAAUUUUGAUGGACCUGAUGAGGGUAUAUCGGGGCUAGUCCAUUUGGCUAGUUUGAAGUUCUUGACAUUGAGGCCUGUUAUUACGGGGCAUAUUGUUCCAAGUUGUUUCUCAUCAAUACGGGUGAGGGUGGAGAUUUUAAAAAGCGCAUUUGAUGCGUGUGAGUCACUUCUUGAUACAUCCAGACAGCUAUGGAAAAAGAGCAUGAUGCAUGUGAUGGCUUGGCUACGUCCAGAGGUUGUGACUUCAGAGGCUAGAUAUGGAUACGUGGUGGCAGCACAUGCAGAUAUUGGUCUAGCUUCAGGGCCGGAUGAAAGUUCUUCUGCUGCAAGGAAACUUUCUAGGUUUGAUGUAGCUAGUUUCUAUGAAGCUAUUAAGCCAUCAAAGGAGGAGCCGAUGCUUGAUGAUGACCUCCCUGAUUUGCUUCCUAAGCUUAGACCUUACCAGCGUCGUGCGGCUUAUUGGAUGGUGCAGAGGGAGAAAAGAAAUUCCGAUGGAUCUUUGCAAAGCAAAAUAAAUCACUGUAUUUCUCCUCUAUGUAUGCCACUGAGUUUAAUUGACACCACUAUAACAAUAUAUUACAAUCCAUUUUGGUGGAUGAUCAGCUUCUCGCAUUUUCUGUUCUUUAGAAUGGGAUGUGACUUGCUAUGUACAUCCCUAAUUCCAGGGCAAGCAUCCAUUGUUCCCUUUCUUUUCUUGAAAAGUUCAAAUGAAUGUGGAAAUGUAUCCUUGCGUCCAGAGAGCACCCCGGCAGUUGUUCCUGGUGGUAUUUUAGCUGAUGAGAUGGGGCUGGGAAAAACUGUUGAGCUGCUUGCUUGUAUCUUUGCACAUCAGGUGGCAUCAUCUUCCAUUGGCAAUUUUACUGGUGAAUUUCUGCGUGAUGAGGGUCAGAAGAAUAGUCUGAAAAGACUGAAAAGAGAGCGUGUAGAGUGUAUAUGUGGUUCUGUGAGUGAAAGCAUCAGAUAUAAAGGAUUGUGGGUUCAGUGUGAUGUUUGUGAUGCAUGGCAACACGCAGAUUGUGUGGGCUAUUCGCCUAACAAGAAAUAUACAAAAUCUAAGGCAAUCUUAAAUGAGCAGGAGUCAACUGGGAAUAUGCACAAGCGUGCUAAACGAAAAAACGAUGUUAAAAUAGUUGAAACGGAAGGCCGCUAUAUCUGCCAGCCGUGCUCAGAACUGAUCCAAGCCUGUGUAGCGCCAGUUGCCUCAGGUGCAACUCUUAUAGUGUGUCCAGCUCCUAUAUUGCCCCAGUGGCAUGCUGAAAUUGUUCGUCAUACAAAUCCUGGUACUGUGAAAACAUGCAUUUAUGAAGGAGUGAGGAACAACUCUUUAUCACAAACACCCUUGCCAGAUAUAAAUGAACUUCUCAGUGCCAACAUUGUUUUGACAACUUAUGAUGUACUGAAAGAGGACUUAUCACAUGACUCUGACAGGCAUGAAGGUGAUCGUCGAGCUCUAAGAUUUGAGAAAAGAUAUCCUGUCGUACCUACCCUACUAACAAGAAUAUUAUGGUGGAGAAUAUGUCUGGAUGAAGCUCAAAUGGUGGAGAAUAAUGCUGCUGCUGCAACUGAAAUGGCACUAAGACUAUAUGGAGUUCAUCGAUGGUGCAUUACAGGGACUCCCAUACAAAGGAAGCUUGAUGAUUUGUUUGGUCUUUUGAGAUUCCUAAAGGCAAGUCCUUUUAAUACUUUUAGGUGGUGGACCGAUGUUAUACGUGAUCCUUAUGAGAGGGGAGAUUCCAGAGCGAUGGCUUUCACGCAUGAUUUCUUUAAGCACCUAAUGUGGAGGUCAUCAAAGGUGUAUGUUGCUGAUGAACUGCAACUUCCACCUCAAGAAGAAUGUGUCUCUUGGCUUUCUCUUUCACCAAUUGAAGAGCAUUUUUAUCAAAGGCAGCAUGAGACGUGUGUGAAUGAUGCUCGUGAGCUUAUUGGAAGUUUCAAAAAUGAUAUAUACAAGAGAAAAGCACCUGGUUCCCAAUUGGAAGAUGCUGCAUCUGAUGUUGUUAUCACCAACAUAGAGGCUGCAAAGCUCUUUCACUCACUUCUAAAACUACGCCAAGCCUGUUGCCAUCCCCAAGUUGGGAGCUCUGGGUUGCGAUCACUACAACAGUCUCCCAUGACUAUGGAGGAGAUCCUGUCGGUUCUGGUGAGUAAGACUAAGGUAGAAGGAGAGGAAGCCCUCCGGAGAUUGGUUGUUGCUUUGAAUGCACUGGCAGGUAUUGCUAUAAUUAAUCAAAAUUAUUCCCAAGCCGUAUCAUUAUACCAAGAAGCACUGGAUGUAGCAGAAGACCAUUCCGAAGACUUCCGAUUGGAUCCUUUGUUAAACAUCCAUAUUACACAUAACCUUUCUGAGGUACUGCCACUCAGUUCUGACAGUUCGCAAAAGCUUGAAUGUGCACCUGGAAGCGCAAGAGAUAAAGUACCCAACAUGGAAGAUGCUGGAGAAAGCGAUAAAGGUGCUGUACUCAGGGAAGACAAAGUUAAGGAAGAAAGCAUGUUAUCGUCUAACUCUGACGAUCCAUCCAACUUAAUGCCAAAAACAUUGGCAAAAGAUUUUGUUGAUGAAAAUUCUGACACUGCGUUAAAAUUUUCCAAAUGUGCAAGUUAUCGAUCAUUGACAACAGCAUGUGAAAAGUUGAAGGAAAAAUUCCUAUCUGUUUUUAAUUUGAAGCUGGCAGGGGCCCAACAAGAAUUCAAAAAGUCAUAUGAUCAGGUAUGUAAUGCAUUUAGUGAUAGAAAGAACCAGUAUACUGCUUGGUGGCUGGAAGCUUUGCAUCAUAUCGAGCAAAACAAGGACUCCUCAAAUGAAUUGAUCAGGAAAAUAGGAGAAGCUGUUUCUGGGACUCUGAACACCUCUAGGGCAUCAAAGCUUGCUCCCUGUUUCCGCAGCAUAACUGCUUUGAAGAUUUAUAUUCAGAGUAGUCUAGAUUCACUGGAAAGUUCGAGGGAAUCUUUACUUGUUAAGCUUUUGGAAAUUGACCAGACAAUGGGCAAUCCUAGGAAGGAGGAUAUUGCCCGUGUUAGAUACUGUCCAAAAUGCUAUGCUGAUGCUGAAGGGGUAUUAUGUGUUCACUGUGAACUAAAUGACUUGUUCCAGGUUUAUGAAGCCAGACUUUUUCGUCUUAACAAAGGGAAGAGUGGAGAGAUGAUUACAUCUGCUGAGGAGGCUGUAGAUCUGCAGAAAAAGAAGUCUGCACUGAAUCGUUUCUAUACAACUUUAGCCCGAACAGACAUGAAUUCAGGUUCAGCUACCACCGAAUAUGAAGAUUUUGGAAAGAAGAGGGACUUAGAGAACAUUAUGGUGUCCAAAGCUCCAUCUGAUUUGGAAGUAGUGUUGGGCCUUAUCAAGAGCAACUCCAGGGGCCUGUUAGAUGCUGAAGGUGUAUCGGCAGCCAGAAAGCAGCUGCAGCUUCUUGAGGGUAUGCGAAAGGAGUAUGCGCAAGCAAGAAUCCUGGCAACAGCUCAAGCGCAUGUUUUACGUGCUCAUGAUGAGAUUAUGAUGGCAACUUCUCGACUACGCUUAAAAGAAGAUGAGAAUGACAAAUCUAUUGAUGCCUUGGAUCUGGGGGAAUUAGAUGCAGCCAGUGCUGAAUGGUCUAGCGAAAAGUUUUUCUUUUUAUCUUCUUUAUCAAGAAUAAAGGGGCAGCUUCGCUACUUGAAGGGUUUGGUACAAUCCAAACAAAUUAACCAUCUUGCAAGUAGUGAAAAUUCGACUAUAGCUGAAGCCAAAAUUGUCUCAGCGGCUCAUGCAGAAGAAGAAAAAGAAUACCAAGCUACUAUUGAGGAAGAUACAUGCCCUGUUUGUCAAGAGAAGCUCAAUAAUCAACAGAUGGUGUUCCAAUGUGGGCAUGUCAUCUGUUGUAAAUGUUUGUUUGCAAUGACUGAAAAGAGAUUAGCCCUUCAAGGGAAGCCUCACGUUAACUGGUUAAUGUGCCCAACUUGUAGACAGCAUACUGACUGCAGAAAUAUUGCUUAUGCUGUUGACCGACAGAAUAAGUCAUAUCCAUCUUCUUCUAUAGUCUCUGAGAAUUCUGAAGCUUCUACAAAUGUCCAAGGUUCAUAUAGUACAAAGAUUGAAGCUGUUACCAGGAGAAUUUUAUGGAUCACUUCCACAGAUCCAGAAGCUAAGGUUCUUGUCUUUAGCAGUUGGAAUGAUGUGCUUGAUGUAUUAGAGCAUGCGUUUGCAGCUAACAACAUAACUUUUGUGCGGAUGAAAGGAGGAAGGAAAUCACACGUUGCCAUUAGCCAAUUCAGAGGCCACGGCAGCAAUGUCAAAGAAACUGGCAAGAGACAUGUGGGCCAACCAGAAACUAGAUCCAUUCAAGUGUUGUUGCUCCUGAUCCAGCAUGGAGCCAAUGGUCUCAAUCUUCUGGAAGCCCAGCAUGUUAUACUUGUUGAACCGCUGCUGAAUCCUGCAGCAGAGGCACAAGCCAUUGGCAGAGUGCAUCGAAUUGGGCAAGCACAUAAGACUCUUGUUCACCGUUUUAUAGUGAAAGACACAGUUGAGGAGAGCAUAUAUAAGCUGAACAAGAGCAGGAAUACUGGUUCAUUUGUUAGUGGCAACCGAAAGAAUCAAGAUCAGCCCGUUUUGACGCUAAGAGAUGUUGAAUGCUUAUUCAGGGUGGCACCUUCCACUGAUGAAAAGGCAACUGGGAGCUUGACGCAUUUUCCACCUUCUGUUGCUGCUGCUAUAGCUGCUGAGAGGAGGCUUAGGGAACAAUCAUCUUGUCAAGAGCCACCGGAAAACUGUUGAAUAAACAAUUUUUUGCUGUUGAAGGAACAACUAGGAUCUCAUUCCCAUGGCAUGAUCCUAUUUCAUUCUUUUUUUAUUUCACCUUUAUUUCAUGCAGAGGACCUGAAUGAAGGAUUCGUCGAUUUAUCAUGCUAUCCGCAGAAGCAGUGGAAUGUCCAUGAGAGAGGAGAUUGUUGCUGCGAGCAAAUUUCCAGUAGCAGCUCGCUUUAUUCAUAGUUAUCUUGUCAGGGUGCAUGCAGCCUUUUGUCGUGGGUUCAUCUGAAUCUAGUAUUUUCGACGUGGAGCAUAGAUAUAUGUGAAAAUUCCCUAAAAUUUCAACAAAUGCUAUAACCUGAAUCCAUAAGUUCAAAAGUACAAUGAGUUUAGUUUUAAAAUUUAAAGGUCGAACUCAUCAAGUUUAUAUUGGACCCGCCUCUGUAUGUUGUAUAUAACAGUUGCUGUGAUUCUUUUGUACAUUGGUGUAGAAACAAGGUAUAAAGGUUGUUAGAUUUGUUGUA
Molecule: messenger RNA, 5835 nt
Organism: Lycium ferocissimum
Lineage: Eukaryota; Viridiplantae; Streptophyta; Magnoliopsida; Solanales; Solanaceae
Exons: 21
Coding region: 167-5338 (1723 amino acids)
Molecular function (GO): ATP binding; ATP-dependent chromatin remodeler activity
Source: RefSeq, a predicted model, not a curated record